This is a messenger RNA of Suncus etruscus (white-toothed pygmy shrew), 1638 nucleotides long. RefSeq names its product Zic family member 2 (gene ZIC2). Gene Ontology annotation, molecular function: RNA polymerase II cis-regulatory region sequence-specific DNA binding; DNA-binding transcription factor activity, RNA polymerase II-specific. Lineage: Eukaryota; Metazoa; Chordata; Mammalia; Eulipotyphla; Soricidae. The transcript has 3 exons. The coding region runs from base 49 to 1638 and encodes 529 amino acids. The record is from RefSeq and is a predicted model, not a curated record. Gene Ontology annotation, biological process: central nervous system development; regulation of transcription by RNA polymerase II. Gene Ontology annotation, cellular component: nucleus.
GACGCGGGGCUCUCCGCAGCCGGCCGGGGCCGGGCGCACGCGCUGGCCAUGCUCCUGGACGCGGGGCCGCAGUUCCCGGCCAUCGGGGUGGGCAGCUUCGCGCGCCACCAUCACCACUCGGCCGCGGCGGCCGCGGCAGCCGCCGCCGAAAUGCAGGACCGAGAGCUGAGCCUGGCCGCGGCGCAGAACGGCUUCGUGGACUCGGCAGCGGCCCACAUGGGCGCCUUCAAGCUCAACCCGGGCGCGCACGAGCUGUCCCCGGGCCAGAGCUCGGCCUUCACGUCGCAGGGCCCCGGCGCCUACCCGGGCUCGGCGGCUGCGGCGGCUGCAGCCGCGGCUCUCGGGCCCCACGCCGCCGCGCACGUCGGCUCCUAUUCCGGGCCCCCCUUCAACUCCACGCGGGACUUCCUCUUCCGUAGCCGCGGCUUCGGGGACUCGGCGCCCGGAGGCGGCCAGCACGGCCUCUUCGGGCCGGGCGCCGGCGGCCUGCACCACGCGCAUUCGGACGCGCAAGGCCACCUCCUGUUCCCGGGGCUGCCGGAGCAGCACGGGCCGCACGGCUCCCAGAAUGUGCUCAACGGGCAGAUGCGCCUCGGGCUGCCCGGAGAGGUGUUCGGGCGCUCGGAGCAGUACCGCCAAGUGGCCAGCCCGCGGACCGACCCCUACUCGGCGGCUCAGCUGCACAAUCAGUACGGAGCAAUGAAUAUGAACAUGGGGAUGAAUAUGGCAGCGGCCGCGGCCCACCACCAUCACCACCACCACCACCACCCCGGUGCCUUUUUCCGUUACAUGCGGCAGCAGUGCAUCAAGCAGGAGCUCAUCUGCAAGUGGAUCGACCCCGAGCAGCUCAGCAACCCCAAGAAAAGCUGCAACAAAACUUUCAGCACCAUGCACGAGCUGGUCACGCACGUCUCCGUGGAGCACGUCGGCGGCCCCGAGCAGAGCAACCACGUCUGCUUCUGGGAGGAGUGUCCGCGCGAGGGCAAGCCCUUCAAGGCCAAAUACAAACUGGUCAACCACAUCCGCGUGCACACGGGAGAGAAGCCCUUCCCCUGCCCCUUCCCCGGCUGCGGCAAGGUCUUCGCGCGCUCCGAGAACCUCAAGAUCCACAAAAGGACCCACACAGGGGAAAAGCCGUUCCAGUGUGAGUUCGAGGGCUGUGACCGGCGCUUCGCCAACAGCAGCGACCGCAAGAAGCACAUGCACGUCCACACGUCGGACAAGCCCUACCUGUGCAAGAUGUGUGACAAGUCCUAUACGCACCCCAGCUCGCUGCGCAAGCACAUGAAGGUCCAUGAGUCCUCCCCGCAGGGCUCCGAGUCCUCCCCGGCCGCCAGCUCGGGCUACGAAUCGUCCACUCCGCCGGGGCUCGUGUCCCCCAGCGCUGAACCCCAAAACGGCUCCAACCUGUCCCCGGCCGCGGCAGCAGCAGCGGCGGCGGCGGCAGCGGCGGCAGCAGCGGUGUCCGCGGUGCACCGGGGCGGCGGCGGUGGGGCGCCCUCGGGCUCCGGUUCGGGGUCCGGUUCGGGUUCCAGUGGGGCGGGCGGCGGCGGGGGCGGCGGCGGUGGUGGCUCGGGCAGCGGCACCUCCGGGGGUCAUAGCGGCCUGUCCUCCAACUUCAAUGAAUGGUACGUGUGA